UUGAGCUUGAAACUAAGCGAGCAAUCAAGCUCAAAGAAUUGGAGCUUGUGCUCAAAACCAAAUCACCUGUUCACCCCUCAGCUGCUGAUGUGCCUAGUGUGACCGUGUCUGUGUCGUUACCCAUCAGUGCUUACACUCCAAGUCCCAUUCCUGCACCUCGACGCAACCCACAAGAAAGUCAACCUGAAUUUGAUGUUAGACAACAAAUUGCACUAGUACCACUGUUUCGAGAAAUAUCAUUGGGUGAAACGGAGUCAAAGCAUAUUCGGAUCCUCCGUGAUACUGGUGCUGCCCAAUCGUUUAUCCUACAAAAUGUGUUGCCAUUCUCUGAACAGUCAAGCUGUGGUUCUAAUGUGCUGGUACAAGGGAAGGUUAAACUGGCAGUCCAAGCACAGUUACCUGUUAAAGGUGUGUCACUCAUUCUUGGUAAUGAUCUGGCAGGGUUUUUAUUGAUUGAGGGAAUGGCAAAUGGAAAAGAAGAGAACGCAGCACUUUGGGGUAAAACUAGUGAGUCAUCAGAUUAUGGAUUCUGGCUACCUACUCAUGCUAUUGAUGGAUUGUUAAACACCUGGGCCCACACCAAAUUAGAGACUGACCCCUGGUGGAGAGUGGACCUACUGAAAGUCUACAGAGUGAACAGAGUCACCAUCACCAAUAGAUUUGACUAUGCUUCUAGGAUUAACGGGGCAGUGAUUCGUAUUGGAAACUUUCUGGACGUUUACAGCAACACCGUAUGCGGUGUGAUUUCCACUCUUGCGGACAGUGCCACAGCCACUUUCUCAUGCGGUGGGAUGGUGGGACGUUACGUGGUUAUUCACCUUCCUGGAGACGAAAAGUUUCUUACCCUUGCUGAAGUUGGAGUCUACGGGUAUUUGGCAGGAAAUCGUGCAGUAGGAGCAGCCGCAAUUCAGUCUUCAACAUUUGCGGACUGGUUUGCUGAAAAGGCCAUUGACAGUAAUCGCGGCUUCCAGCAGUUAAAUACAACAUGCACCUCAACCCUUAAUGAGUCUAACCCAUGGUGGAGACUGGAUCUGCUUGACGUUUAUCGAGUUCGUGAAGUGGUCAUCACUAACAGAAAUGACAGCUAUGCAGAACAAAUAAACGGAGCGGAAAUUCGCAUUGGAAACUCUUUGGAGAACAACGGCAGCAACAAUCCUAUAUGUGCUGUUAUUUCUACUAUUCCAGCAGGUGAGUCCUACAACUUUUCAUGUAAUGGGAUGGUGGGACGUUACAUGAUUAUUCGUAUUCCUGGGGAUCGUGAGAUUCUUAGUCUUUGCGAGGUUGAAGUCUACGGAUCCUUGGCAGGUAAUUUAUUGCUGUAGAGCUUUGAAUUGAACUCUCUACAUUCAUAUAGA
Molecule: messenger RNA, 1355 nt
Organism: Carassius auratus (goldfish)
Lineage: Eukaryota; Metazoa; Chordata; Actinopteri; Cypriniformes; Cyprinidae
Exons: 8
Source: RefSeq, a predicted model, not a curated record